Messenger RNA from Asterias rubens (European starfish), 3696 nucleotides. Its product is annotated as actin-related protein 2/3 complex subunit 4. Gene Ontology annotation, molecular function: actin filament binding. Bases 95 to 601 code for a protein of 168 amino acids. The transcript has 6 exons. The record is from RefSeq and is a predicted model, not a curated record. Gene Ontology annotation, cellular component: actin cytoskeleton; Arp2/3 protein complex. NCBI's taxonomy places the organism in Eukaryota, Metazoa, Echinodermata, Asteroidea, Forcipulatida, Asteriidae. Gene Ontology annotation, biological process: Arp2/3 complex-mediated actin nucleation; actin filament polymerization.
GCUGGCUUGGGUACCAGUGUGGUCCAAUUAUUGCCUACUGACGUGCAUGCAAACUCUAGUGCAGGGCGUUUCCGCAUUGUAAGGAAGUCUAAACAUGGCCGCCACAUUGAGGCCCUACUUACAGGCCGUCAGGGCAACCUUACAAGCCUCCAUGUGCCUUGAGAACUUCUCAUCUCAGGUUGUAGAAAGACACAACAAACCAGAGGUAGAAGUAAGGAGUGGAAAGGAGCUUCUGUUAAUGCCAGUCAUAGUCAGCCGCAAUGAAAAAGAGAAGGUUCUAAUAGAGGGUUCCAUUAACUCCAUCCGAAUAAGCAUCAGCAUCAAGCAAGCUGAUGAAAUAGAGAAGAUUCUAUGUCACAAGUUUAUGCGUUUCAUGAUGCUUAGGGCAGAAAACUUCUUCAUACUUAGGAGGAAACCAGUGGAGGGCUACGACAUUAGCUUCCUCAUAACCAACUUCCACACAGAGCAGAUGUUUAAGGAUAAGUUAGUAGACUUUGUUAUCCAGUUUAUGGAAGACAUUGACAAAGAAAUCAGCGAGAUGAAAUUGAGCGUCAAUGCCAGGGCCCGUAUAGUGGCCCAAGAGUUCCUUAAGAGUUUUUGAGAAAUCCCAGAUGCAGCUUAGCACGGACCACUUAGGGGGAGGGGAGACGGGGUUCAUCAUGGCCAUCACCUUGGGGGGGGGGGAAAGAACCCUUGUCAUGAAGGGAGUCGGUGAGACAAAAAAUAGAACUGCGGAACAGCCAAGAUGGGUACAACCUCCUUAUUGAUGGAGCGUAAGAAACAUUCAAGCAGACACUGUUCUUAACCUCAGAGAAAACAAAAUAACUUUCUGGCGACGUAUUUAUCAAAAUAAUUGACAGAGACAACAUUUUCACAGGUUUGUUAUUUGAUGUAUAUUGUAAUGAAUACACUAAACAAGAACACUGUCUGCGCCUAGUUGUCGGCUCUACCAAUCCUGUAUAAUACCACUAACAUUCUUGUGAUUAUUUACGCUAAUUUCACCGAUCAAACCCAGCCCUGCAUUUUGGUUAGAAAACAAUGGCUUCUUAUUUGGAAACAUUUUUGUUAUGUGAGACCUCGUGUUUUGUAGCAAAGAAUUACAUUUUCGUUGACAAUUGUUGGGGAAACAAUUGCCAUGUUUAUGGUUACACAUAGUUUUUGAGAUUCCUUGGUUUUGCCAUGAACAUUUAACGCAACUAGGGGAAAACAAUUUUGGUGGAUUUUUUUUUGUAGUUCUAAUAAAAGGCGAUUUGCAAUACAGUGUGCCCUCUCCAGUUUGGCCGGGACGGUUUUGGCCAUUUUCAAAGUGCAUCAUGGCAAAAUGUGACAAUAUUUUAGUCGUCUUGCAGAAGUAAGAAUUUCUCUGUUUCUGACAUAAGGUGGUGUUUUUUACGAGGCUUGUGAAUGUUUGUCGCAUUCAAGACAGCUGUGUUAAGGCUGAGUCAUACUGCAGCGAAAACGAUAACGCUAAUGACGCAAAGAGAACGCAAUCUAUUGGUUGAAUAGCUCCAUGCAGAAUACGGCCACGCUGAUUCAACCAAUUGAGGGCGUGCAUUUUUAACAUUCUCAUUUUUGUUUUCGUUAUCGAGGCCUGUGUAACCGGGCCUUUAAGGUCCCAAAAUGCCUGUUUGAACUGGAUUGUGUGAUUGCUUUUGGGGAACUGGUCUCACUGGUGUAAACUUAUAGAGGACGCACUGUAUUGUAAAUUGCUUAUUGCUUAUCAAAAACAUCAUGUUAUUUUGGAUAACUCUCUUGAUUUCAUUUUACGAAAUUCCUUAUACAUUACGUGCUGGGCAGAUUGUUAAAUUAAUGGUCAAGAAAACUUGUAAUCAGUUUUGGGGGAAAACUACAAGAAUUUAUGUGAUACUAGUGUGUAAAUUAAAUACAUGUAACUUCUUUAAAUAGAUUAAGUGAUUUUUGUUUUAUUUAAUUUCAAUUUCAGAACUUUAAGUGUAUAAAUAAUUAUUUUCAAAAGUAGAAAAAACGUUGUGUUGUGAAACCAGAAGCAACACAGCGAAAUUAAGUGUUAGAUUAAAAAGUAUGUUUUCUUAACAAACAAAGAUUUGUAAACCUUAAUAUUGCCUGAUAUCUUGUAGACGGAUUGAUGAGGGGUUACCACUUGAUCCUUGCCAUUCUGAAUCCAUCAAAAUCAAGCAGAAGGAUUUGCUCAACUACAAUGGCCAUUUGUAUCCAAACUACGCUGAUUUGGGAUAUACAGGCAUUUUUUACACCACAGUUUGGGCUUGGGCUUGAAUUUUUUUGUACACGUGAUCUGAACACCAAUCCGGGCGUGCAAUUGUUGAGCACUGCGCGUCAUUGCUGCGGUGUCAAUAGAGGGCGCUACCAAUUUUGUUUUGUCUGAUUGUGUGUGGUAGCUUUUGGGGAAUUUUUGAAGGCCUCCAAGGCCAAGACCAGGGCAAAAGAGGCGACGGCCUCUGUGGCUUCCAUGUCAGGGCCCAGUUUCAUAGAGCUGUUCAAGCACAAAAAGUAGCUAAGCACAACAAAAUUAUGCUUACCAGACUAUGGUUACCAACCAAAAUACCAUGUCACUUGCACCAUUUCUGACUGAUAUCCUGCUAAUUGUUGCUAAUCACAAAAUUUGUAUGCUAAAUUGUCUUUGAAAUUGGGCCCAGGCCUCAAUAAGACACCUUGCCUCUGUUUCACUUGCAUUGACUUGUGUGUCAGACCGACCAAGAUGGCUACCGGUUAAGACUUCUAAACAAAGUAAAAGUAAUUUCUGCUCAUAAUUUUGUCAGAACAAAUUUGAAAUUUAACUCCAUGUUCAUGUAUUUUUCAUUAGUUUUUACACUGUGUCUGGUAUUGAAUUGUUGGUGACAUGCUGACAAUGCAUUGCCAAAGAGUAGACUGGUUUGCUGUGCCAAGAAACAAUAUAAUCAUCUAGGAUUGGUAUGUUGGUGACGGCUUAUAGACUAAACCUUUUUUCUUCCCUCGUUUUUAUUAUGUUAACUUCACAUAUUAUUUAUGUAAAGAGAAAAUAGGCUUUCAUUUGUACCACACUAAAAAUGCGGUGUUAUCUUUUAAGGAACAUUUACAAAAAAAAUGGCGCAAUGGAAUAUUGUUUGAUAUUUAUUCUCCAGUAUGUUGUGAGACUACUCUCACUCUUUUGUUUUUGAGAGUAGUCUGGGUACCAUACCAUAUACACAGUGUACUACUCAGGUGAAUGAUAAGAGUAACUGUACAGUAGAUGACUAUUGGGCAGGGUGAAUAAUCAGUGCCCCUGCUUCUUGGCGGUAAUUUAAGUUCCUUGUUUGCUGGAAUUGCAGUUACCUUAGGGAGUUGAACAAAUCUACCAGCAGUAUAACAAACUGCGCCUUGAACACCCAGCAGGGUGGAUAUGUGCGCAUUACAAGUCUUAUUAUUAUUAUUAUUAUUAUUAAUUCUUUUCAAUAACUUGGAUGGUAGAAACGAGAUAACCAAAAAGUGUUGAUAAAUUUCCAUAACUACCAGUUAUAGGUGUGUCAUGUUUGAGCAGUCUAGUGCAGCGAACAUAAGUUCUGGGUCGAUUUCACAAAUUAAUCUGAAGUUGUGUAUCAAUUCUAUUGUUAAGCAAACUGUGAUGUCACAAUACAAAUCUCUAUGGUGAUAAUGACAACUCAUCUUAUGAUGAAUCUAAGUGCUUUGUGGAAUCGCUUUUUUAGUCAACAAAGUGUGGGUUUGAGUCCAGGGCCCAAUUUC